This is a messenger RNA of Malassezia pachydermatis, 1386 nucleotides long. Its product is annotated as nuclear pore protein. Lineage: Eukaryota; Fungi; Basidiomycota; Malasseziomycetes; Malasseziales; Malasseziaceae. Gene Ontology annotation, molecular function: structural constituent of nuclear pore. Gene Ontology annotation, cellular component: nuclear pore. The transcript is spliced from 4 exons. The record is from RefSeq and is a predicted model, not a curated record. Gene Ontology annotation, biological process: nucleocytoplasmic transport. Bases 1 to 1386 code for a protein of 461 amino acids.
AUGUCGCUGUUUGGCGCACCGACCUCCAACACAGCAGGCUCAAACCCUCUCACGCGCUCUGUGUCUUUCUCAUCCAUGAACACGGCCAAACCGUUCUCCUUUGGAGCGUCGUCCACUAACAAUGCUCCAGCGACACAAGCUGGCAGUUUAUUUAGCUCAGCGCCUACGAACGCGGCUACCAAUACCACCACUACGUCUGGUGGUUUGUUCGGCGCAAGCACAGCCGGUACUACCAAUACCAAUACAUCUUCGGGUGGAUUGUUCGGAAAGCCAAACACUCAAGGCACAUCCACAGGCCUAUUUGGAACCCAGCAGCCCUCAACAAAUACAACACAAAGUGGUGGGGGGCUUUUUGGCGCGCAACAACCCUCGACGAAUACGGGAUUUGGUGCCUCAGCGUCCAAGCCUGCUGCGCCAGGUGGUCUUUUCGGCGCACAGCCUUCGAAUCCUGCGCCUAGUGGGGGCCUCUUUGGGAGCACAACGAAUAACCAGGCGCCGUCUGGUGGGCUGUUUGGUACCCAAAACAACAAUGCCAACCAAGGCACAAGCCUGUUUGGUGCGUCUGCGCCAUCAACACAACAAAAUGGCCCUUUCAGCACGACGCAAACCAACUCAGGUGGCUUGUUUGGUGCUUCGACCAAUACCAACAACCAAGGUAGUACCUCCUUGUUUGGUGCGCCGAAGCCUAUGAAUGCAUCGUUUGGCGCCUCGACAGCCACUCCUGCCCAAAAUGCAUCGCCUCUACAACAGCAUCCGUUUUACCAGCGCGAGCGGUACAAUGACCUACCUGAAGCGCAGCGCUCAUUGCUUGAUACCAUGGAGAAGUUUAUCAACUCUCAGACCCAGAUGAAGCAUGAGCUGCGUUCACGUAGCUCGACGGAUGAAAUGCGGCAGCUUAUGGCCGACGUUCAUGAAUUGACGUCGGUUCAGCAAGCGUUGGCUUCGACGUUGGAAGCGGAUUCGAUCCGACUGCAAACGGUCUCUGCCAAAGUGGAGCAAGAUCGGAAUGACAAUGCGAUGCUUCACCAAGUGGCAACGCAUGCACGCGACAGGCUAAGUGAUGGAAGUAGCUUUGUGGACUGGCUACGUCGCUUCUAUGAACGAAUUUCGGAAGAGGAUGUCGCGCGAAUCCAGCGGUACCGUCUCACCAUGGAGCAAUUGGAGCGGCAUCUUCUCUCGCUGAAUCAACGUGAGCAAUUUGCCCCGCAAGUGAUUGCCGAUAUUAUCCAUGACCAAAAUGCCUCUUUCAUGGCGCUUACAGAACACGUGGCGACACUGCAUGCUGAGAUCGACACCUUAAAGAAAGACUAUGUGAAAUGGUACCAGAACCGUUUCCAGUCGGUUCGCGAUCCCUUCGCGCCUGUGACAGCUGCAGCUGAGCAUUAA